Molecule: messenger RNA, 1331 nt
Organism: Lonchura striata (white-rumped munia)
Lineage: Eukaryota; Metazoa; Chordata; Aves; Passeriformes; Estrildidae
Source: RefSeq, a predicted model, not a curated record
CCGCUGUCGGACACCUUCCCCUCGGUGUCCUUACCCGGUGUCCCUCUCCUCUCCCCGCCUCCUUCUCCCCCAUGCCGGGCCGGGCCAUGCCCCCGGCCCGCCCCCGGCCCCGGGCGGGGCUGCCCCGUCCCCGUCCCCGCCCGCCCCGCCGCGGUCUCGCCUCCGCCCGGCUCUGGCCGUGCUGGCGGCGGCGCUGCCGGGCGGGCAUCAGUGCCUGGGGCUGGGCCGGCAUCGCCGCCCUUCGGCUCCGCCCAGCCCGAGCCCGGCCCCGGCCCCGGCGCCUCCCGGGCCCCGCGGAGGACACACGCGGCACGGCCGCGCCCGCCGCCCCCGCUGCGGCUUCCCCGGCCCGAGCUCCGCCGCUCGGCAGCGCGGCCGCCGGCCCCGAGCCUCCCGUGCCCCGUUCCCGAGACCGAAGGCCUGGGGAUGGCCGGCCCGGGGCGCUUGAGGGGCGCUCGGGGGCCGCUCCUGCCCCCGGGCCGAGCGCUGACAGCCGCGUCCCGCCCGCAGGGAAGGCGCAGGAGGCCCGGCAGGAGCGGUACCGAGUGGGUUCGCUGCUGGGGCGCGGCGGCUGCGGCAGCGGCUUCGCAGCCACGCGGCUCUCGGACGGCGCCCCGGGGAGCGGCGGGGUGGCCAUCAAAAGGGUGCCACGGAACCGCGUCCGGCACUGGGGCGAGCUGCCCGACGGCACCAGCGCACCCCUGGAGAUCGUGCUGCUGGACAAGGUGUCCACUGGCUUCCCUGGUGUGGUCCAGCUGCUGGAGUGGCUUGAGCUCCCCAACAGCAUUGUGAUGCUGGAGCGGCCGGAGCGGUCUCAGGACCUCCUGCAUUUUUUUUGUGAACGGAGGUUCCUGUGUGAAGAGGUGGCACGGGAGCUGUUCCGCCAGGUGCUGGAGGCCGUGCGGCACUGCACCAGCUGCAGAGUCCUGCACCGCAACAUCAAACCAGAGAACAUCCUGGUUGACCUGGCCACUGGCCAGGCAAAAUUGAUCGACUUUGGCUGUGGCACCUACCUGCAAGACACAGCCUACACUCACUUUGCAGGAACACUGUCAUACAGCCCCCUGGAAUGGACCCACUUGGGCUGGUACCAUAGAGAGGCAGCAACAGUCUGGUCCCUGGGCAUCCUGCUGCACCAGAUGGUCUGUGGGCAGCACCCUUUCAGGAAGGGCCAGAAGAUCAGCUGGGACCAUCAGCUCUCGCUGCCACAGCGGCUCUCUCCAGAGUGCCAAGAUCUUAUCAGGUGGUGUUUAUCCAUGCACUUCUUGGACAGACCUUCCUUAGAAGACCUGUUCUGUGAUCCUUGGAUACAGGCUAUUCAUGUGCCAUAG